Molecule: messenger RNA, 314 nt
Organism: Acanthisitta chloris (rifleman)
Lineage: Eukaryota; Metazoa; Chordata; Aves; Passeriformes; Acanthisittidae
Gene: ROMO1
Product: reactive oxygen species modulator 1
Exons: 2
Coding region: 3-242 (79 amino acids)
Biological process (GO): protein insertion into mitochondrial inner membrane; protein import into mitochondrial matrix
Cellular component (GO): TIM23 mitochondrial import inner membrane translocase complex
Source: RefSeq, a predicted model, not a curated record
AGAUGCCUGUGACCGUGGGCCCCUAUGGGCAAUCGCAGCCUAGCUGCUUUGACAGGAUAAAGAUGGGUUUCGUGAUGGGCUUUGCCGUGGGCAUGGCUGCAGGAGCUCUGUUCGGCACGUUUUCCUGCCUCAGGAUUGGCAUGAGAGGACGAGAGCUGAUGGGUGGAGUUGGCAAAACAAUGAUGCAGAGCGGUGGGACCUUUGGGACAUUCAUGGCCAUUGGGAUGGGAAUACGCUGCUGACCUGGAGCUGGGACUGCCCCCCUGCCUGGCCACCCUUCUCUGUACCAGAAUAAAGUCUUUAGAUACCUGGAA